This is a messenger RNA of Trichoplusia ni (cabbage looper), 1061 nucleotides long. RefSeq lists its product as uncharacterized. The transcript has a single exon. The record is from RefSeq and is a predicted model, not a curated record. NCBI's taxonomy places the organism in Eukaryota, Metazoa, Arthropoda, Insecta, Lepidoptera, Noctuidae. The coding region runs from base 149 to 700 and encodes 183 amino acids.
GUAACAUACAAUAGCAUUGAAGUUAACCUCACAAUGGAACAUUUCAGACUGCCAAACGGAAACGGAACAUGCGGUCAUAAACGAAAUCGACAUUCUCCAUACUGACACUUUGCAAAGUAAAGAAAAUAUAGAAAUACCACCUGACACAAUGAAUAACUCCAACUCAUUGAAACUCAUCAAUGAAAACUCCAUGGUCCAAACAUUGGCCCUCAACGAGGUCAUCACCACAGAAACCGAAGAACAUCUCCUAGACAAGGAAAUUCUAGACAUUCUUGGCGAUGACCCCACGUGCACAGCGAUAUACGGACUAGAUAUUCACAAAGAACUGGCCAGCCGAUUGCAACAUGUUUCGACAUCUGGACUCACCAAGGAAACCAGGAAAGAAUUACAGCAGCGUUACCCUCUACCCGCAAAUGCUACACUUCUUGGCGGUCCGGCAAUAAAUCCCGAAAUAAAGGCAGCUCUGCCUGAAACAUUGGCCAACCGGGACAAGGCAAUAGAAACGAAACAAAAGCUUCUAGCCUCUGCCAUCUCUUGUAUAGCUUCGGCCAGUUCGCAAAUACUUGACUCUCAAGAUAAAAACACUGAGUUGCUUAAAAAGUUAAUGGACGCGAACAAAUUGCUUUGCGACAUACAGCAUUCUGAUUCCAUCACCAGAAGAAUGUUUAGUACUUCUGUACUUAAAUACAAAAAUCGAUAAAUUGUUAUUUGGAGAAAACUUACCGGAAAUUCUAAAAAAAUUUAAAAGCAGUAUCGAAAUCUGGCGUAGAAAGAAAAAACAAUCCUAAUAGGAGUAAAAAGCCACAGCCGUCGACAUCCAAGGCGAGUAAUUUAAACUCGAAAGCGCCGGCAGCUCAGUUCCGGAAACCGCCGCCGGCGACGACGCAGAAGACCCGACAGCCGCCUACUCAACAGAAUCAGCACGCCAGAUCAUACAAAACGCCAUCGAAGACCAGCCGCCAUCACCGAUAGAAGAGGUACGAUACGCGGGCCGCUUGUCUCAGUACUACAAACAGUGGUCUAGUAUUACUAGAGAUAAAACGAUCCUGUCAUGGAUACGC